This is a messenger RNA of Chaetomium globosum CBS 148.51, 648 nucleotides long. RefSeq lists its product as uncharacterized. The coding region runs from base 1 to 648 and encodes 215 amino acids. The record is from RefSeq and is a predicted model, not a curated record. The transcript has 4 exons. NCBI's taxonomy places the organism in Eukaryota, Fungi, Ascomycota, Sordariomycetes, Sordariales, Chaetomiaceae.
AUGACUCACGCUUUCUCAGGUCGAGGCGCCGAUCCUUUCCAGAUCGCACUGAUUGUCUGGCUGUUCCAGUUGCCCCAGGAUCAAAUGACUUGCGGUACGAUUAGCGUCCACUCUCCGACUAAAUACAGAAUCCUCUGCGAGGUGGUUGCUGGGUUGGUGGAGAUGGCGUGGCACCAGACAGACAGUGUCACGCUGCAGGGAGCUUCUGAUAGGGGAAGAUCUGAGUGGGUGAAAAGCGAAGAGCUCACUGCUGAUUCAAAUCCGGACGGGAGCAAUAGGCCUACGGGACUUCUUGUUCACACGGGGAGUCCCGGAGGUUCUGACGCCUGCCUGCGAGUGUGGCGAGGGACGAGAGACUGCCGAACACCUAGUAGUGUGGUGUUUGGCCCCACCGUUGGCUCGAAGAUGGGAGAGGACUGGAAUUCGGACACGACGGGACUUUUACUCUGUUCUACACGGUAUCAAUCCCACGACUGCACGGCUUGCGAGGAGGAUCCUCGACUGGCUGAUGGACACGGGGAAGCUGCCGAUGUACAGCUUAGCCAGGAGGCUCGAGCUGGAAACGGCGGCCUGAAGCGCCCCCGUUCGGAGGCCAGGAGGCCUCCUCUCUUUGUAUAUGUAGGCUCACUAAAACGCAUCGCUCCUUGA